ACUCUUAGCGGAUGCGGACGGUUUUGGAAAUUCGGUUAGAUACGAGUGUUAAGUGUUGAAGUGUAGUGAAAAUAGCAAUAAAAGAAAGAGUAUAAUUUGCUUACUUAUGUUAUUGCUUUGGCUGCUAUGAAUAGAGUUGCAAAUAUUUCUACCUGCCGUUUAAAAUGAGUGUUAAAAGCUUAACCCCAACAUGGGGUCAUCAAAGGCAACGGCAACGGCAACGUCAGCAGCAGCAACAGCAGUUGGAACGUUUGCAAUUUUUCAAUGUUGCCAACAGUAUUGUGUUUACCAACAAAAUGUGGUUUACAAUUGCCAUCAUAUUCAUCAUAUGCUUAGAUGUGCAUUGUCAAGAUAAAAUGUACAGUUUGACAGAGAAGCAGCGCUAUGACGGCUGGUAUAAUAAUUUAGCGCAUCCAGACUGGGGAUCAGUAGACAGUCAUUUGGUGCGAAAAGCACCACCCUCAUAUACGGAUGGUGUAUAUUCCAUGGCCGGUUCAAAUCGUCCAUCCACGAGACGGCUAAGUCGAUUAUUUAUGGGCGGACGUGAUGGCUUGGCAUCCAAGCACAAUCGUACCGCCUUUUUAGCAUUUUUCGGACAAGUUGUGGCGAAUGAGAUUGUGAUGGCUUCCGAAUCGGGCUGCCCCAUUGAGAUGCAUCGCAUUGAGAUAGAAAAAUGUGAUGAAAUGUAUGAUCGUGAAUGUCGCGGUGAUCGUUAUAUACCAUUCCAUCGUGCCGCAUACGAUCGUGAUACCGGACAGAGUCCGAAUGCGCCGCGUGAGCAGAUAAAUCAAAUGACUGCUUGGAUUGAUGGCAGUUUCAUUUACAGCACCUCCGAGGCGUGGCUAAACGCUAUGCGUUCGUUCCACAAUGGCACGCUGCUGACGGAAAAGGGCGGCAAAAUGCCCAUCAAGAAUACGAUGCGUGUGCCGCUCUUCAAUAAUCCAGCGCCGAAUGUGAUGAAGAUGCUCAGUCCGGAACGUCUAUUUUUGCUCGGCGACCCACGUACAAAUCAAAACCCGGCUGUGCUCUCUUUUGCCAUAUUAUUUUUACGUUGGCAUAAUACGCUUGCGCAACGCAUCAAACGCGCACAUUCCGAUUGGAGCGAUGAGGAUAUUUUCCAACGUGCCCGGCACAUGGUGAUAGCAAGUUUGCAGAAUGUUAUUAUGUAUGAAUAUCUGCCGGCUUUCCUGGGCUCUGAAGUGAAACCCUACGAGGGUUACAAACAGGAAAUACACCCCGGCAUUGGACAUAUCUUUCAAGCUGCUGCGUUUCGCUUCGGUCACACAAUGAUACCGCCAGGCAUAUAUCGUCGUGAUGCUAAGUGUAAUUACAAGAAGACGCCCAUGGGUUAUCCCGCAAUACGUUUGUGUUCCACUUGGUGGGACUCCAGUGAUUUCUUCACAGAUACCACAGUGGAAGAGGUGCUACUGGGUAUGUCUUCACAGAUUGCGGAACGUGAGGAUCCCGUACUGUGCACCGAUGUGCGCGAUAAAUUAUUUGGUCCCAUGGAAUUCACACGACGUGACCUGGGCGCUUUGAAUAUUAUGCGUGGUCGUGACAAUGGUCUACCUGAUUAUAACACAGCGCGUGAGUCGUUUGGUCUACCUCGUCGCAAUGACUGGAAGGAAAUCAAUCCUGAGUUGUUUGAGAAGAAUCCCGAGUUGUUAAGAAUGCUGAUCUCAGCUUAUAAUGAUCGCUUGGACGACGUAGACGUCUACGUCGGUGGUAUGCUGGAAUCGUAUGGCCAACCGGGUGAGCUCUUUACGAUCGUAAUAAAGGAACAGUUCGAGCGUUUGCGUGACGCUGAUCGAUUUUGGUUCGAAAACGAGCGCAGCGGUGUUUUUACGCGCGAGGAAAUCGAGGAUUUACGCAAAAUAACCAUGUGGGAUAUUAUAGUGAAUAGCACAGAUAUCAAUAACUCCGAUAUACAACAUGACGUGUUUAUGUGGCGCGAAGGGGAUCCUUGCCCACAGCCCAUGCAACUGAACGCAUCCGAGCUGGAGCCGUGCCAAUACCUCGAGGGCUACGAUUACUUUUCCGGCUCUGAGUUGAUGUUCAUUUAUGCUUGUGUUUUUCUCGGUUUCGUGCCCAUACUAUGCGCUGGCGCUGGUUACUGUGUGGUCAAGUUGCAAAACAGCAAGCGACGUAAGCUGAAAAUACGCCAAGAAGCACUGCGUUCGACGCAAAAUAAGGGUUCGGUCGAUAAGAUGUUGGCACGCGAAUGGCUGCAUGCGAAUCACAAACGUUUGGUAACGGUGAAAUUUGGACCCGAAGCGGCUAUUUACACGGUGGAUAGAAAGGGUGAAAAACUGCGCACAUUCAGUUUGAAGAACUUCGAAGUGAUAACGGUGGAAGAGUCGUCAACGAAUCACAUCAAGAAGAAGCCAUAUAUAUUGCUGCGUGUGCCUAACGAUCACGAUUUGGUGCUAGAACUGGAAUCUUAUGGCGCGAGACGCAAAUUUGUUAAGAAACUGGAGGAUUUUCUCUUUCUACAUAAAAAAGAAAUGACACUGGUUGAGGUGAAUCGUGAAAUCAUGCUGGCGCGCGCCGAGACGCGUGAGCGACGUCAGAAGCGUUUGGAGUAUUUCUUUCGCGAAGCGUAUGCGCUAACAUUCGGCCUGCGUCCAGGUGAGCGUAGACGACGUUCAGACGCUUCCACCGAUGGCGAAGUGAUGACCGUUAUGCGCACCAGUCUGUCGAAAGCCGAAUUUGCCGCAGCGCUCGGCAUGAAACCGAAUGAUAUGUUCGUGCGUAAAAUGUUCAAUAUCGUGGACAAAGAUCAAGAUGGACGCAUUAGUUUUCAAGAGUUUCUCGAGACUGUGGUGCUCUUCUCGCGUGGCAAGACCGACGAUAAGUUGCGUAUUAUAUUCGAUAUGUGUGACAAUGAUCGUAAUGGCGUUAUCGACAAAGGUGAAUUGAGCGAAAUGAUGCGUUCGCUUGUGGAAAUGGCGCGUACCACAAGUUUGGGUGAUGAUCAAGUGACGGAAUUGAUUGAUGGCAUGUUCCAAGAUGUGGGUUUGGAGCAUAAAAAUCACUUAACCUAUCAGGAUUUCAAAUUGAUGAUGAAAGAGUAUAAGGGUGACUUUGUUGCCAUUGGUUUGGAUUGUAAAGGUGCAAAACAGAAUUUUCUCGAUACAUCGACUAAUGUGGCACGUAUGACCUCAUUCAAUAUCGAGCCAAUGCAGGAGAAGCCCAGACAUUGGAUGCAAGAGAAAUUGGAUUGCUAUAUAACAUUCUUGGAGGAAAAUCGGCAGAAUAUAUUCUAUUUAUUCCUAUUUUACGUUGUGACCAUUGUUUUGUUCGUCGAACGCUUCAUACACUACUCAUUUAUGGCUGAGCAUACGGAUUUACGGCAUAUUAUGGGCGUCGGCAUUGCCAUAACACGUGGCUCAGCGGCAUCGCUGUCCUUCUGCUACUCGCUUUUACUACUCACAAUGUCUCGUAAUCUUAUUACCAAGUUAAAGGAGUUCCCCAUACAACAAUAUAUACCACUCGACGCGCACAUACAAUUCCACAAGAUCGCCGCUUGUACAGCGCUCUUUUUCACGGUACUGCAUACGAUCGGUCACAUUGUAAAUUUCUAUCAUGUCUCUACACAAUCUCACGAGAAUUUACGUUGUCUUACGCGUGAGGUGCACUUUGCCUCCGACUAUAAGCCGGAUAUUUCAUUUUGGCUUUUCCAAACGGUUACCGGCACCACUGGCGUACUGCUCUUCAUUGUGAUGUGUAUCAUUUUCGUUUUCGCCCAUCCCACGGUACGCAAGAAGGCAUACAAAUUCUUUUGGAACACUCACCAGCUGUACGUGGCGCUCUACUUGCUCUCACUCAUACACGGCUUGGCACGCAUCACCGGACCGCCACGUUUCUGGAUGUUCUUCCUUGGACCAGGCAUUAUUUAUACGCUCGACAAGAUUGUCUCGCUGCGUACAAAGUAUAUGGCACUGGAUGUUAUUGAGACGGAUCUCUUGCCAUCGGAUGUUAUUAAAAUCAAAUUUUACCGUCCACCCAAUCUUAAAUAUCUCUCCGGUCAGUGGGUACGUUUGUCGUGUACUGCCUUCCGUCCACACGAAAUGCACAGUUUCACGUUGACCUCAGCACCGCAUGAAAAUUUUCUAAGUUGUCAUAUAAAAGCGCAAGGACCUUGGACUUGGAAAUUACGCAAUUAUUUUGAUCCUUGCAAUUAUAAUCCGGAGGAUCAACCGAAAAUACGCAUAGAAGGUCCGUUUGGUGGUGGCAAUCAGGAUUGGUAUAAAUUCGAGGUUGCGGUCAUGGUGGGCGGUGGCAUUGGUGUUACGCCUUACGCGUCUAUGCUGAACGAUUUGGUAUUUGGCACCAGCACAAAUCGGUACUCGGGUGUGGCAUGCAAAAAGGUGUAUUUCCUUUGGAUUUGCCCCUCGCAUAAGCACUUCGAGUGGUUCAUUGAUGUGCUGCGUGAUGUUGAGAAGAAGGAUGUGACAAAUGUGCUGGAAAUACAUAUUUUCAUAACACAAUUCUUCCACAAGUUCGAUCUGAGAACCACUAUGCUCUAUAUUUGUGAGAAUCACUUCCAACGUCUAUCGAAGACCUCGAUCUUUACGGGUCUGAAAGCAGUAAAUCAUUUUGGACGCCCCGAUAUGUCGAGUUUCUUGAAAUUCGUCCAAAAGAAACACUCCUAUGUUUCUAAAAUUGGCGUUUUUUCAUGCGGACCACGUCCCUUGACGAAGAGUAUAAUGUCCGCUUGUGAUGAGGUGAAUAGAACGAGGAAGCUACCAUAUUUCAUACAUCAUUUCGAGAACUUCGGUUAACGGUUUUGAAUUUUGAAAUAUUCACCGCUGCAAUGCAUCAUCAUCACAUUUACGGUAGUUCAAUAAGAGAGUAAAAGAGAAAUCAUAAAAUGCUGCUACAACCUGAAUGUGUAGAUAAAACAUUUUCACUCAUUAAAUUAAUUAAAAAAAAAUAAAUAAAUAUUUUUUAUUAUUGCCUUUAGAACGAAGCAUGUAAACAAAGGAGUAAAGUGAAAAUUAAAUUAAAAUUAAUUAAACAAAAAAAAAAA
This is a messenger RNA of Ceratitis capitata (Mediterranean fruit fly), 5032 nucleotides long. RefSeq names its product dual oxidase (gene Duox). Gene Ontology annotation, molecular function: peroxidase activity; calcium ion binding; heme binding. NCBI's taxonomy places the organism in Eukaryota, Metazoa, Arthropoda, Insecta, Diptera, Tephritidae. The coding region runs from base 165 to 4784 and encodes 1539 amino acids. The transcript is spliced from 13 exons. Gene Ontology annotation, biological process: response to oxidative stress. The record is from RefSeq and is a predicted model, not a curated record.